Lactuca sativa (garden lettuce) is the source of this 1530-nucleotide messenger RNA. The record is from RefSeq and is a predicted model, not a curated record. Lineage: Eukaryota; Viridiplantae; Streptophyta; Magnoliopsida; Asterales; Asteraceae.
AUGGGUUUAAGAGAGAAAGGGGAAAAGAGUGAGGAAAAGGGGGUUAAUUCUAAUUCGAAUACUAAAUCUCGUGUUCCAAGAAGAGGUUCUUGGGGAACAGGACAAAAAGGUGAAAAUGGGGAAGCCAUUCAGCAACGAGAAACAACUCAAAAGAUUGCCCUUCAAGCACUUAGAGAAGCAUCCGCAACUGAUACCCUCGUUCGAUUUCUCAAGAAUCCAUCGAAUUUAACUAAAUCAUCAAAACCCGAAAGCCCAUCCGAUUGUUUUGAUCGAUUUCUUGAUUUCCACACCCAAAUCGUUCAAGCAAUCGCCAAAAUGACAUCACUCAAAGCAGCAACAACACAAAUUACAUCAGAAGACACACCUGUUUUACACGAUAUCACGAACAACAACAAUUCGCAUACAAACAACGCUUCAAAACAACAAGCUGCCUUACACAAAUCAAUCGCAGAACUUCCCAAAAGAUCCGAUCAAAAGUCGAAGCAAUUGAAAACAUCAAAUCAGAAAACGAAAGUGUUGGAGAACGAUGAAAACAAGAACCCUGGAUCUUCGUCUUCGUGUUGUAGCUUGAGUAAUACGAUUAAAUUGGGAAUGCAGAUUGAAACGGAGGCUGGGAAUUGGUUUAUGGAUUUCUUUGAGAAAGCGUUGGAAAAAGGGUUAAAGAAAUCGAAUGCUAAGAAAGUUUCGAAAUCGCUUAUUUUGAAGGUGAUAAAUUGGGUUCAAGUUGAACAGUGUGAUUGUACUAAGCCAAAAACCCCUUUAUUUCAGUCUGAAUUGUUCAAAGCGCUUGAAAAGACGAGACUUGUACUUGGUGACAAGAAGGAUUUGCAAUAUUCAAGAUGUGGUAGAACAGACAAGGGUGUUUCUUCUGUAGGGCAAGUUGUUGCUUUACUAUUGAGGUCAAAGCUUAAGGAACCUGGAUGCAAUACCUCUGAGGAAUUUGUAGACAAAAGGCCAGAAGAGGAAGAGCUGGAUUAUGUAAGAAUAUUGAAUGGAGCUCUCCCAAAUGAUAUUCGAGUGAUGGGCUGGUGUCCUGCUCCUGAUAAUUUUAGUGCAAGGUUUAGUUGUCUGAGUAGGGAAUACAGAUACUUCUUUUGGAGGGAAAAUUUAAACAUAUUGGAAAUGGAGAGUUCAUGUAAAAGGCUGAUUGGGGAACAUGAUUUUAGGAAUUUUUGUAAGAUGGAUGCUGCGAAUGUGCAUAAUUACAAGCGUCGUAUAACAUCAUUCGAUAUAUGUCAUUGCAAUGGAAGUGAUGAGCUGUGGUUUAUGAGAAUCAAAGGCAGUGCUUUCUUGUGGCACCAGGUUCGUUGCAUGGUUGCUGUGUUGUUCUUGAUUGGCCAAGGUCUUGAAUCACCCGAUGUUGUGGAUGCUUUGCUUGAUGUUAAAAAGACGCCUAGGAAACCUCAAUACAAAAUGGCUCCAGAGAUUCCAUUAGUUCUUCGAUCUUGUAAAUUUGAAGGUCUCAAUUUUAUGUGCUCCUCAGGUACUACUUUUUUAGUUUCCAAAAGGGUUAAUGACUUAAGAGGUUAA